AUGGCGGCUGUAUCGGUUGAGGAUAUCAAGAUUGAAGACAUUCCCGUCGACGACAUCGAUUUUUCUGACCUGGAAAAGGAAUUUCAAGUUGAUUCCGAUGUCAACUUUGACAACUUCGUUGUAGUUGACGGCGCACCUGUUGCGCCAGAAUCGAAGGUCCCAAUACUUUCCAAAGUGCUAGGAAAACUUUUCUCGCAAGCCGGAAAAGUGGUGGACAUCAAUUUGCCUCUGGACGAUGCCAAAAAGUGUACCAAGGGCUACCUAUUCGUGGAAUUCGACUCUGCGGUCUCUGCCAAAAAGGCCAUCAAAUUACUGAAUGGUAAGAAGUUGGAUGUGAAACAUAGACUUCUUGUCAACAGUCUGAGUGACAUGGACAAGUUCGGCUCGGAAUCCUUUGAAAGCGAGUUCAAAGAACCAAAACUGCCAGAAUUCCAGCCUACGGACUAUCUGCAAUCGUGGUUGCAGGACGAACAGGGAAGAGACCAGUUUGUCUUGCACAAAAACGACGUGAUCGGCGUGUUCUGGAACAGAAACACCCAGCAGCCAGAAAACGCCGUCGAGCCAAGAUCCAACUGGUCGAACACCACAGUUAAGUUCUCGCCAAAGGGUACUUACCUGUUCUCCUACCAUGACCAGGGUGUUGCUUCGUGGGGUGGUCAGAAAUUCGAACGUUUGAGACGUUAUUUCCAUCCUCAAACCAAGGCCCUAGACGUCUCCCCUACCGAAAAGUAUUUGGUCACCUUGUCGCCAGAACCUAUCUCGGUUCCAGAGAACGCACCAGCAGACUUUCCAUUUGGCCCUGAAUCGAACGGCCACCAACUGUGCGUGUGGGACAUUGCUACAGGUGUUUCGGUCAAGACUUUUGCCUUGCCUCCAGCUCAAGCAUUGCACUGGCCUAUGAUCAAAUGGUCUUUCGACGACAAAUAUUGUGCCCGGUUGGGUCCAAACGCUUUGGCUGUCUACGAUGUCGAAAACAACUUUGAAUUGCUCGGUGGUAAGAUUAUCAAGAUUGAAAACAUCAUGGACUUUUCUUUUGCACCCGCCGGUGUCAAGUUGGCCGUGAACAGAAACAAUGAACUUUCUUCUGUUUUGGCGUACUGGACCCCAGAAUCUAACAAUCAGUCUUGUAAAGCCACUAUAAUGGAGAUUCCUACCAGAAGAGUGCUCAGAAUGGUCAAUCUCGUUCAAGUCUCUGAUGUCAGCUUGAUCUGGCAAGAACAAGCUGAAUUCCUAUGUGUUAAGGUCGAUCGUCACACCAAAUCUGGUAAGACCUUUUUCACAAACUUGGAAAUUUGCAAACUUACCGAGAAAGAUGUCCCUGUUGAGAAGGUUGAAAUGAAGGAUCUAGCAUUGAAGUUUGCCUGGGAACCAACCGGCAAACGAUUCAUUACAAUUUCACAUACCGAAACCGCAGAUGACAAUCCAUCUAUCCCCAAGAAUGUCAUCACUUUCUAUGCUCCAGAAUUGAAGGACAAGAACAACAAGGACGACAGCCAAAAAUGGAAGGCAUGUGCCACUGUUACAGGAAAGUUUUCUAACACUAUUUCUUGGUGUCCAGCUGGCAGAUUCGUUAUGGUUGCCACCUUAGUGACACCAGACACCCGGAAAGCCGAUUUCGACUUUUACGACCUUGACUACACUGGAGAGAAGAAUGACAAUUCUUGUGAUGACGUGACCGCUAAGGUGAAGGCCAUUGCCCAUCCAGAUUUCUAUGGCGCUACAGAUGUAAGCUGGGAUCCAUCUGGUCGUUUCGUGGCCGUGUGGUCUUCCGCUGUCAAGCACAAGCUUGAAAAUGGUUACAAGGUUUUCAACGCCACUGGUGAUGUAGUGAGAGAAGAGCUCAUUGAAAAUUUCAAGAAUUUUGUUUGGAGACCUAGACCCGCCUCUCUACUGACAAAUGCGGAGAAGAAGAAGGUGAGAAAGAACUUGAGAGAAUGGUCUGCUCAAUUCGACGAGUCGGACGCCAUGCAAGCUGACAGUGCCUUGAGAGAGCUAAUCUUGCUGCGUCGUUCCCUAUUGGAGGAAUGGUCCAAUUACAGAGAAGACAUUACCAACGGCAUGGCACAAGAAUACAACUACGAGGUCUACGACCACAUCGAGACCUCUGCUGUUGAUGAAGACUUUGAGGUUGUCGAAGAGAUCAAAGAAGAAAUUCUUGAAGAGAAGGAGGAGCAAAUUGACAGCUUUGAAGAGGCCGAAACUGCCAAUUAA
Messenger RNA from Lachancea sp. 'fantastica', 2211 nucleotides. The record is from the annotation of a GenBank genome assembly. NCBI's taxonomy places the organism in Eukaryota, Fungi, Ascomycota, Saccharomycetes, Saccharomycetales, Saccharomycetaceae.